Messenger RNA from Eufriesea mexicana, 2098 nucleotides. RefSeq names its product mediator complex subunit 17 (gene MED17). Gene Ontology annotation, cellular component: core mediator complex; mediator complex. The coding region runs from base 4 to 1938 and encodes 644 amino acids. NCBI's taxonomy places the organism in Eukaryota, Metazoa, Arthropoda, Insecta, Hymenoptera, Apidae. Gene Ontology annotation, molecular function: transcription coregulator activity. Gene Ontology annotation, biological process: regulation of transcription by RNA polymerase II. The record is from RefSeq and is a predicted model, not a curated record. The transcript has 8 exons.
AAAAUGGCGUAUUCAGUGAACAUCUCUGUGGAAGCACCGAUCGAGAAUCAGAUUCAAGAAAUUACUUAUGAUGGUCAAGAAAUUUAUCAAGCACCCCUUACAUUGUCUGAAAACUUGGCGAAAAUUGCGCAAAAGAUUGAUUUUAGUAAAGCCAAUGGUGAUGACAUUAAGAAAGAAUCUGAAGGCGGAGAAAAAGGUGAAGAAGACACAAAAGACCCUGCCUCUUUUCAGUCAUCCUUAUGGCCAUGGGACAGUGUUAGGAAUAAAUUAAGAAAUGCAUUGACUGAAGUAUGUGUACUAGCAGAUGUUCUUGCAAUAGCAAAAGAAAAGCAUUAUAUGGUUCUUGAUCCUGUGCCACAAGAACCAGCUGAAGUAAAGCCCAUGAUACAAGUAUAUGCUAGGAAAAAAGCACUAGCUGGAGCUGCAUCUGUUAUUAUGAUGGGUGCUGAUAGAUUAAAAAACUGUCAAAAUGAAUUGGCUAGGAAUAGAUCAACUCCAGAUUUUCACAUUGAAUUACUGAGAUUGAGACAAAAUUGGCGUUUGAAAAAAGUUUCUAAUUCAAUCAUUGGUGAUCUUAGUUAUAGAACAGCUGGAUCUAAGUUUCCUCAGACCGGUAUGUUUGAAGUUACAAAGGCAGAAGAGGAAGAAAAAAGUACUACAAGUCCUCCUGCAUCUCCAAGUGCUGGUAAUAAUGUAUCAGGUCAAACCCAUCCUCCAAAUUCCAAAGCUUCUGCAUUGAGAGUUACUAUUCCCAGUGAAUUACAGGGUGUUGCUUAUAUAGAGGUAUUAUGUAAAAAAGAUCAAGAAGAUUUAUGCAGUGCAAAUAUUAGUUUACUUAAUAACAGUGCACAUAGUUCCAAUGCAGACAUGCACUGGCAGCAAAAAUUGGAAGCUGCACAGAAUGUUCUCUUUUGUAAAGAAUUGUUCAGUCAGUUGGCAAGAGAAGCGGUGCAUUUACGUGCGCCUAUACCUCAUAUGGUUGUUGGCAAUCAAAUAAUGGCAACAGUACUGCCUGGAAUUCAGUUAAUCAUAGGACUUUGUCAUAGUACAGGAAAUGAUAAAAAACCAGCCGCACCUCCUCCCCAUAAAAGUGAUCAUGAUCAUGUGUUAGAGCAUUCUUUGCAUCAACUUUUACGUGAAGUUCAUCAUAAAAAUACCCAUCACCCAUUUCCGCAUCCUUCUUCAGGACCUCUUGGGCCCAGUAAAAGGAGAUGUUUGGCUGGCCCAACAGCCGCUGAUAGAUACGAGCUUUUAGAAAUGACGAAAAGUCAAACUCUUUUAGAACAAAUUAUUCAACAGGCUCAACAUUAUUUUAUGCGAUUACGUACCGAAUACGUCCUAGAUACAAUAGCGAAAGAAGUAAAAGAUCCUUUAAUCGUUUCUCAUUGGAACGCGUUAAAUUCCCCAACACAGUCUUGUGUAAAGAUUAAUAUUUUAACGCAUGGAUACGACACGGUAUGUCGAACAUCACUUGUUGUUCACAUAGGAGAAAAAUCUCUAAAAUGUGUUUGUCGAGAUGGUAGAGUAAUGCAUAUGAGCUAUGAACCUCAAGAAUUACGUGAUUUGAUAUUUUGUCAGAUUUAUCAACAUCAAAUAACAGCGGUACAGGCAUUAGCAAAAUGUAUGGGUUGGCAGUUUUUGGCCAAUAGUUCACAUCUCGGGUUAGGUGCCGUGGAACUUUUAGGAAAUGCUAGCAGUUGUAUUUUGGCUUCACCAAUAGGCGAUAGGAUGAUAGCUGUUAGAUGUGAACCGCAAACGGGAGUACAAGUUGCGAUAGCUCAUUCCCCUAGGAAGGAUUUCUUUCCUGGGCAAUUAGUACGAGAAAGGAAGUGGGAAAAUUUAGGUGGUUCAUUCAAAGAAGUUCGGUGGGAUAAAAUGGAGGGAAAAAACUUUUUAAACAAAAUGGAAUUGCUUAUGGCUUCUUUAACAAGCUCCUAGAUAUUAUUAAUGACUGAUUAGGAAUUCCAUUGUUCCACAGGGUGAAAAUACGUGAUUACACAUUCAGAUUUUAUAUCGGAUCUGAUACAUCUUUUUAUUACAUAAUUAAAUGAUAGAUGAAUUUGUUCGAGUGAUAUCUCGCGACUGUGAUUCAUUUUAU